AUGGGCAUGAAGCAGAGAUGGACCUGGGUAAUGGUGUUGCCCAAUAGGUGCCACCGGGGCCAGAAUUACAAUUAUACCCGCUUUCGUCAACUGUUAUGUCCAGACCCCUUCUGUGAGGUGUGUAAUACCACAACUGUUGACGUCAAUCAGCUGCUGUGCCCAGAAGUCCUGGAAGGUACUACUCCCUCUGUAUCCCCUUUGGCUUCCACAGCUCCUGUGACUGAGUCAUCACCCAGUGUGUCCCCUGCUGACUCAGCAGUCCCCCCAGGAGACCUAACACCAGCCUCUCUCAAAGGCAAACCAAAGGAGCUGCAUGUGCAUGAGCAGCCCCCAUAUCCUAAGACCUUGGGGAGCCAAUUAAAGCAAGAAGGUAUCCAGCUCUUUUGGGGUCCCCCAUCUCUACACAGUGAGUCCUUGUCCUCUGCUGCCCAUGGCUUGGGUGACUAUUCCAUAGUCUUUAUAUUCAAUGCAAUCUUGAAUGCUUCUGCAGGUCAAGAAUCCCCAGAGCUUCCUCAUCUCAUACCUCUAUCCUUGCCUGAGAAGCACCCUCAGCCCCAGCUCCAAGUGCUGCCACUAGCUCAGCCCCCACCUGUCUCUCAUGGCCAGACCCAGGCCCAUCUUCCAUCUCAACCCAGAAUCCCACCAUUUGGUCCUCUAUCCCAGAUGAGGAUCUGUGGAGUGUGUUUCCAUGGACCCCAGAAUGAUUCAGACUCUCUCAGCUCAUCUGAAAUUCAAGGCCUGGAAUGGAAUGUGUUUCAGAAGCAACAAGAAUGUUUGUGGGGUUUCCCUGCUGAGGUCCAAAGAUCUCAGGCGAAAUUUUGUCCUCUGGCUCCUUCCUUUCCCAUCUGCAAGGCCUCCCAGCCCCAUGCUUCAAUCUCUAUCCUUCCUGGAGCAUUUCCUCUUAGUGAUGAGAUUCGGAAGAAACUAGAACAGCACCUUCAAAAGAGGCUCAUUAAACACUCGUGGGGCCUGCCCCACAGGGUCCUAGAAUCUCUAUCACCGAUGAUGCCUCCGAGUGAUUCUUCAGAGAUAUCUGGGUCAAAGAGAAAUCAUGGACUCUCACAGAGAAAUGUGCUUAAUGAUAAAAGUAGCAAGAAUCUUAAUGUUGGAUUGAGCCAACCUGGUAGCUUCCAAAAGUGGGCCUCAGAAAUACUUCAGCUAGAGAAGGAUGUGGGGAAAGGGCAGGGACAGAGCCCAGAGAGUGGUUGA
Messenger RNA from Manis pentadactyla (Chinese pangolin), 1209 nucleotides. Its product is annotated as spermatogenesis-associated protein 31D3-like. The transcript has 3 exons. The record is from RefSeq and is a predicted model, not a curated record. Bases 1 to 1209 code for a protein of 402 amino acids. Lineage: Eukaryota; Metazoa; Chordata; Mammalia; Pholidota; Manidae.